This is a messenger RNA of Ectocarpus sp. CCAP 1310/34, 3533 nucleotides long. The record is from the annotation of a GenBank genome assembly. NCBI's taxonomy places the organism in Eukaryota, Phaeophyceae, Ectocarpales, Ectocarpaceae.
GUUUAGAGUUUUAGUUUGAUAUGUCUGGAACGGAGGAGGACGCAACUCUGAGCGCGAGGUUGGAUGAGGCGCUACGAGCUAUAGAGGAGGCCAAGGCUGAGACGAAGGAGUCCAAAGCUGAGACGGAGGAGCUUAGAGCAGCAAAGCGGCGGUCUGCGGGUGCACCUGCCGGCAGCAGCUCAGGAGGCGACGGUCUAGUUGCUCCUGGAGGGGCUUCAUCUGCACCGGUGAGGCCAAUGUGGCCAGGCGGGGUGAGUCAUGAUGGCGGUACUGGGGUGCCGGGUUUGCCUCUGGGAGAUUGCGCCGCCCCCCGCAGGUUCGAGGGCACGUGCGGUGCAUGCGGCCAGUACGGUCACAUGUGGCGCAACUGUGCCAAGAGCAACCGGCACCCCCACCUCAACGUCGUCACUUCUGCUGGUGCCCUCGGUCCGGAGUACGCGUACACCGCCGCGGAUACAUCGGCCGUCCAAUUUCGUGAUGUCCCGGCGGCCGAUGGCGUAUACUACAGUGACACCAUGCUGGCCGGCGCUGGUGGCGGCGGCAACGGUGGUGGUGGUGCUGGCGGUGGUGGCAGCGGCGGUGACAAUGGCGGUGGUGGCGGUGGAGCGAUCGUACAGCAGCAGGUAGUGACACCGGGCGAGCCUUACUUUGAUGUUGUCGACAUUUUCCACGGCAGCAGCGGCGUGGAAGGUGAAAAUGGCGGCGGCAGCGGUGGUAGUGACGCGGCGGGAGCGGGCCCUGAGGCGCUUGGCAACGGCGAGGGUACCUUCGGUGGCGGUCUCUUCGCGAUGCACCUUGUCUGUUCCGUUACCUCAUCCCCCCCCGUGCGCGAACCAUCCGACCUUUUCCCACAUCGCCCGGGUUCGACGGUCUUCCUUGGAGACACCGGCGCCGUAGUCCACGUGGUCCCUUCUGGGGAAAAGGUGUACAACAGGCGCCCGCCGCUCCCGGAGGAGCGACUACUCAUGCUUGGCGACGGUACGCACAUCCCGGGAGACUUUUUCGGUGACUUGGACGUGAUCUUCCACUGCCCUGAGGACGUGCGCGUCACCCUGCAGAAUGUUGGUGUGGUACCGGGUUUGGCGCUAGAUAUUCUGUCGCUGAACAAGAUCCAGGAUCGCCAUGAGAUCAAGCUUAACCGGCAUGGAGCAUCGAUCUUGGGGGGGCGAGUGCGCAUGACAAAAUUCCCUCACGGGAAUUACAUCCAGGGGACUCGCGUUGAUCGACUGCCUCAACGCGACUCACCCCCUCAGCCCCCCGCGAUGGUUGCGGCGAUGCUACGGCCUGGCACGCAAUCCAGCAUCGACUACAACGCUCUUCACUGCUCCCUCGGUCAUGCCAAUUCCAAGACGCUGUACGAGACUGCCAAGCAGAUGGGUAUCAAGGCGACCGGCACUCCGGAGUACUGCGAUGAAUGUGCGGGGUCGAAGGUGAUUCAGCGCUCGGUCCCCAAGGUCAUCUCCCCCUCCCGCCGGACGACGCGGCCUCUUGAGCGUGUCGCGAUGGACCUAGCCGGUCCGUUCGGCCAAUCCAGCGGCGGUACCAAGUACGUGAUCCAGAUCCUGGACCACGAGACCAACUACGGAUGGGUUUGCUGUCUGCGGGACAAGAGCGGUACAAACGUGGUUGCGGCCUAUCGUGCGUGGUAUGCCUCCAUCAAAUCGCUCUUGGCUACUCACGGGAGACUGGGCUGCGUUAUGACCGACAACAGCACGGAGUGGGUCAACGCGGAGUUUCGGGGGCUGCUUGCGGAGCUGAACAUUACGCGGGAGCUCACGGCGGUCGACGGGCCCAAGAGCAACGGUCGUGUGGAGUGGAGGAUUGCACUAAUGAUGGUGGGGGGCAAGGCUGCGUUUGUGGAGUUCCCGAAGCUUUUCCCCGGAGUCACGUUCCCGACCAAGGCGCUGUCCUUCCGGGCCAUCUGGCCCGAGGCCUUCGCGUGGAUGAACGACUCUCUGAACAUCGCAGCGGAGGUGAGCAAGGAAGACAAGCGGUGCCCGGAAGUUAAGCUGUACGGCAGGAGGAGGAUCCGAGUGCUUCUGCCGUUCAUGAUGCCCGGCUUCCGUCACCGUCACCGCCCGUCCAAGAUGCACAGCAAGGGAGGGCGGUGCUUUUAUCUGAACUCAGGCCAGGAUCAUUCCUCUACGACGCACAAGAUCAUCACGCCGGCUGGGGUGCCCACCUACUCCNACGGCAGGAGGAGGAUCCGAGUGCUUCUGCCGUUCAUGAUGCCCGGCUUCCGUCACCGUCACCGCCCGUCCAAGAUGCACAGCAAGGGGGAGCGGUGCUUCUAUCUGAACUCAGGCCAGGAUCAUUCCUCUACGACGCACAAGAUCAUCACGCCGGCUGGGGUGCCCACCUACUCCGAACACUGCACCUUCGGCUUCAGCAGCCAGGGCUUUCGAGGAGAUGGGCCAUCGGCGGCAGCUCCAGCGGCGACGGCGGUGACCUCCGGUGGCAGUGUUCCCCCCGCGGCGGCGGCGGGGGGGAUGGCCGGAAGCCCCGCGGUGGCGGCCGGAGCGGCAGCAUCGGCGGCAGCUCCAGCGACGACGGCGGCGACCUCCGGAGGCAGUGUUGCCCCCGCGGCGGCGGCGGGGGUUAUGGCCGGAGGCCCCGCGGUGGCGGCCGGAGCGGCAGCAUCGGCGGCAGCUCCGGCGGCGACGGCGGCGACCUCCGGUGGCAGUGUUCCCCCCGCGGCGGCGGCGGGCGGGCCCGCAGUGGGCCCCGCGGUGGCGGCCGGAGCGGCAGCAUCGGCGGCAGCUCCAGCGGCGACGGCGGCGAUCUCCGGUGGCAGUGUUCCCCCCGCGGCGGCGGCGGGGGGAAUGGCCGGAGGCCCCGCGGUGGCGGCCGGAGCGGCAGCAUCGGCGGCAGCUCCAGCGGCGACGGCGGCGACCUCCGGUGGCAGUGUUCCCCCCGCGGCGGCGGCGGGGGGAAUGGCCGGAGGCCCCGCGGUGGCGGCCGGAGCGGCAGCAUCGGCGGCAGCUCCGGCGGCGACGGAGCAGCGGCAGCAUGAGCAUAUGACGGAGCCGGAGAGCAGGGUGGAGAGCGGAGCAGCGCGCAGCGCGGUGUUGGCGGAACUUGCGCGGAUGGCGGGGGGGCCUUCGCGGAUGAGCACAUCUGCGGCACCUGUUGCCACACCUGCCCCCGUGCACUCGGCGGCGAUGGCAUCGGACGGACUGUGGACGGAGAUGGUGCAUGAGGGCGGUACAGGCGGACGUCGUCGGCAGGGGCAGCGGGAGUUUGUAGCGACCCCCGCAGUGACGAGGUCGCGGGCGAGGCGAGAUGGGCCGGGGCUGGGGAUAAUUGCUCUUCUAGCCACGGAGGACGAGAUCAAGGGGUCUAUCGCCGAGCUUCCUGCACCGGGCGUCGCUGAGCCAUCCCUGCCGACGGGGCUGGUGUGCGACCUGGAGACGCCUGAGACAUACGGGGAGGCGCACGCGGGUCCCCACCACCACAUCUGGACCAAUGCCAAGCGCAAGGAGUUUUUCGGGCUGAAUGCAGUGGGUACCUUCGAGGCGGUCGGGGCGGAAUAG